AUGCCCGUCUUUGACAAUCUUGAAGUCGCUCCUCGAAUUCUUUAUUUAUUUCUUAUCAGUGUCAUUGGAAGCGUAUGCGCACAUUUAAUCAUAACACGAACAUUGUGGUAUUACGACGGAAGAAACGAAAUCGUCAAAAGCUUUUGUACUCGUCGGAGUAGAUUUGCUUACAACCUGGCCAGAUUUUUCCAAAUUUUCAAAACUGACAAUUAUGAAAUCCCAAAGCUUAUUCGUUUGAAGGCAGAUCCAGUUAAAAAUCAAGAUAUCAAAGAUUAUAAGAUGAAAAAGAAACACUACAAUGCUGCGUGGCAAUUCUACGGCAAGAUGAUCGCGAAUUUGUGGGGAGUUAUUUUGACUGUUGGCAUUUUGACAUCCACGAUUUGGAUUUUGAUCGAUAUUCGGCUGGAGAGUGACCGUGUCACCGAGGAGAUAAUGAAUGAAUGA
Messenger RNA from Oikopleura dioica, 444 nucleotides. NCBI's taxonomy places the organism in Eukaryota, Metazoa, Chordata, Appendicularia, Copelata, Oikopleuridae. The record is from the annotation of a GenBank genome assembly.